AUGGAAAGUUCUUCCGCGGCGGCGAACGUCUUCAGCUGGAGCGCCACCAUCAGCGCUUGCGCCAAGGGCUCGGAGUGGUCCAAGGCGCUGGGCCUCUUCGCGCUGAUGCCGGAGAAGCGGGUGGCGCCCAACACGGUCACCUACGGCGCAGCCAUCAGCGCCUGCGCCAAGGGCAGCCGCUGGGAGCAAGCGGUGGCCUGGCUGUCGGAGACCCGGCGGCUGAGGGCGCUGGAUGUGCUCAGCUACAGCGCCACCAUCGGCGCCUGCGAGAAGGGCUCGCAGUGGCAGAGGGCCCUGGGCCUCUUCGAGUGCAUGCCGCGCAUGCAGCUGCGGCCCAACCUCUUCAGCUUCGAUGCGGCCAUCAAUGCCAGCCAGAAGGGCCGGCAGUGGCAGCAGGCUCUGGGCUUCUUCACCGCGAUGCCGCGGGCGCAGGUGGCGCCGGAUUUGUACUGCUACAACGCGGUGCUGGCGAGUCUCCACGAGGAAUGGCUGUACAGCCGGGGCAAGCCAACGCCGGGGGAGUUCCUCCGGAGCUUCCAACUGGGGGACUACUUCCGGGUGACCUGA
Messenger RNA from Effrenium voratum, 567 nucleotides. The record is from the annotation of a GenBank genome assembly. Lineage: Eukaryota; Dinophyceae; Suessiales; Symbiodiniaceae.